Entelurus aequoreus (snake pipefish) is the source of this 1369-nucleotide messenger RNA. It is a transcript of the gene ctsh, whose product is annotated as cathepsin H. Gene Ontology annotation, molecular function: cysteine-type endopeptidase activity. Gene Ontology annotation, biological process: immune response. The annotation marks the transcript as partial. NCBI's taxonomy places the organism in Eukaryota, Metazoa, Chordata, Actinopteri, Syngnathiformes, Syngnathidae. The record is from RefSeq and is a predicted model, not a curated record. The transcript is spliced from 11 exons. Gene Ontology annotation, cellular component: lysosome.
UUACCGUCAGAGGAGUAUCAGUUCAAACGAUGGAUGUCACAUCACAACAAAGUCUACAACAGCAAAGAAUACUUCCAUCGCCUCCGCAUCUUCAUAGAGAACAAGAAGAUGGUGGAUGUCCAUAAUGCUGAGAGUCACACUUUUUUGGUGGGCCUAAAUCAGUUCUCUGACAUGACAUUCGAAGAGUUCAAGAAUUUCUUCCUCCUGCAGGAACCUCAGAACUGCUCAGCCACCAAGGGAAACCAUGUCAGCAGGAGCGGCCCUUAUCCCAAAGUUGUGGACUGGAGGGCCAAAGGCAACUUUGUGACCCCUGUAAAGAAUCAGGGUCACUGUGGGAGCUGUUGGACCUUCUCCACCACAGGCUGUUUGGAGUCAGUGAACGCCAUCACCACCGGAAAGCUUAUAUCUUUGUCUGAGCAGCAGCUUAUUGAUUGUGCACAAAACUUCAACAACCAAGGAUGCAUGGGUGGACUUCCCAGUCAGGCCUUUGAGUACAUCAAAUACAACAACGGCAUCAUGACAGAGGAGGACUACCCCUAUAAAGGCUAUGAUGACACAUGCCACUUCCACCUGCCGCUUGCCGCCGCUUUCGUCCACGAAGUUGUCAACAUUUCGAGUUAUGACGAAGACGCCAUGUUGGAUGCCGUAGCCAGGCUCAACCCGGUGACUUUUGGCUUUGAGGUGACGGCCGACUUCAUGCAUUACAAAGAUGGCGUUUACACUAGCACUCUGUGUAAGAACACAGCCGACAAGAUGAAUCACGCCGUUCUGGCCGUGGGUUAUGGCGUUGACGACAACAACACAACGCCAUAUUGGAUUGUGAAGAACUCAUGGGGCGUCGCCUGGGGAGUGGAUGGGUAUUUCAUGAUUGAACGAGAAAAAAACAUGUGUGGACUGGCUGCUUGCGCUUCCUACCCCAUUCCUGGGGUUUGAAAAGUUACUAUAUGUAAGACCCGCUGUACUGCAAUGCAAAUUUUGUGUAAAGUAUGGAAAUAAGCAAGUGUGAAUUGUGCUACAAAGACAACCAAAAAGUCACAAGGUCUUGGAUACGCAUUGUGCUGCAAUGGAUUUAUGUGCGUAAAAGCUCAUGUUACACUGUAGUUUUGUUGUGUUGCUGAGCCAACAGGUCAGCUGCCAUGUCAAUUUGUCACUUUGUAUGGAAGUUUACAGUUUUAAAGCAACAAAAUAUCAAUGCAGAAUACUUUUCUGCAUUUAUGGUAUCACACAAGUGAGAAUUUACAGUGAUACAUAACAAUGAAUGCUGCAUGUGUACUACUACAGAAAUACAGUUUCUGAAAGGCUUUACAUACUAUUACUACUAAUGUUGUUGCAUGUAGCAAAUGUUUUCAGUAUUUCAGUAAUGCUAGGA